This is a messenger RNA of Puntigrus tetrazona (Sumatra barb), 1228 nucleotides long. RefSeq names its product charged multivesicular body protein 4C (gene chmp4c). The record is from RefSeq and is a predicted model, not a curated record. Bases 173 to 901 code for a protein of 242 amino acids. The transcript has 5 exons. Gene Ontology annotation, biological process: vesicle budding from membrane; late endosome to vacuole transport via multivesicular body sorting pathway. Gene Ontology annotation, cellular component: ESCRT III complex; cytoplasmic side of plasma membrane; multivesicular body. Lineage: Eukaryota; Metazoa; Chordata; Actinopteri; Cypriniformes; Cyprinidae.
CUCAGGUGUUGAGUUUCAGGAAGUGUAGGCUUGGACUAUGUAGGUGUUUUGAAUUGAAUCCGAAAAGUAGACUGUCAAGAAUUGCCACUUUCUCUCGCGAUCCUAUAGCUCAUCUAUCCGGUAUUUUAAAUCAGUUGGAUCUUUAAUUGGAAUUAAAAGCAUUACCCUCAAAAUGAGUAAAAUUUCAAAAAUGUUUAAAGUCAGCUCAUCCAGCUCCAGGCCUGGUUCUGGUUCUAGUUCUAGUUCUAGUUCUGGAUCCAGUUCUAGAUCUAAGCAUCGGUCCCGGUCUACUCCAUCACCUCAAGAGGCCAUCAACAGACUAAGAGAGACAGAAGCCAUGCUAACCAAAAAACAGGAAUACCUGGAGAGCAGAAUCGAGCAGGAGAUCAUGACUGCCAAGAAGUAUGGUACCAAAAACAAGAAAGCUGCAUUACAGGCUCUGAAGAAAAAGAAACGUUUCGAGCAGCAGCUGGCACAGAUUGAUGGGACCCUGUCCACUAUUGAAUUCCAGCGAGAGGCGCUCGAGAAUGCCACCACAAACACAGAAGUCCUAAAGAACAUGAGUUAUGCAGCUAAAGCCAUCAAAGGGGUUCACCAGAACAUAGAUCUGGAUAAGAUUGACUCCCUUAUGCAGGACAUUACAGAGCAACAGGAAGUAGCUCAAGAGAUCAGUGACGCCAUCUCAAAACCUUUUGGGGAUCAGUUUGAUGAGGAUGAAUUGUUGGCAGAGCUGGCAGAGUUAGAACAGGAAGAACUAGAAGAAAGUAUGAAGAAUAUGGGCAGGUUACCAAGUGUACCGACCACCAAACUACCCAGCGCAAGAUCAAGCCAUCGUGCAACCUCAAAGAAAAGAGUGGACGAUGAUCAUGACAUGAAGAGGCUGGCUGCCUGGGCUUCAUAAGCAGCAAUGCAUAUACAAUCAAUCUUAUUUUUGCUUUCUUUCUUUCUUUCUUUUUAAACUUGCACUGUUUCUCUACAUCUAAGCAUUUGUGUCAAAUUAUAAGAGGCCUUUUUAGUAGAGAAAUUAAGAUGAACAUAAUUAUUCAAAGUAAUAAUUUUAUGUAUUGAUGUUUAAGAUGAAGGAUUACUGCUGGCAACUUGUUGUACAUAGUAAUGUUUUAUUAGUGAAGGAUGUUUUAAUUAAAUGUAAAUAUAGUUUAAAGUGUCAUUUAAAUGUAAAUGUUGAAUCAGGAUUUGGGUAAAAAAAUAAUAAAUGUUACUUAUUGGA